Molecule: messenger RNA, 1234 nt
Organism: Microbotryum saponariae
Lineage: Eukaryota; Fungi; Basidiomycota; Microbotryomycetes; Microbotryales; Microbotryaceae
Source: the annotation of a GenBank genome assembly
AUGUCAUCGCAGAUCUAUCCGACCCCGUUGUACCGUCCUCCGUUGCCGUUCACCGCCGCCUCGCAUGCGACCCCCACUCGGAGCACGUCCCCGACCUUCGGUUCCUCGUCGUCCUCGCUGUCUACGCUCCCCAUGUCGCAGUUCAACACCCCAGGACAAUACGUACCCUACACAUCCAGUGCUGUACCCGGCACUCUGAGCCCGAUGUACACCAGCCCAACCAAUACACCGCUCUCGACGCCUCCGAUCGCCGCUUCUAGUCCCUCCGUUCGAUCAGGCCUCAAACGACCUCAUCAUCUCCACCACCAAGUCGACUCGGCUCCUCUCAAACCCAUCGACGAAACGACCGACGAGUCCGACGUCGAUGAGGACGAAGACGACGAUGACCAAGACGACGACCGAGUCGGGACCCUGCCUCGCCCCAACUCGAUGGGCGUGUUGCAUUCGUUCAGAUCGGCGCCACCGUCAGACGCGGCGAGUAGCAGAUCACGUCAUCCCAAGAAGAAACGGAGAAUCGUCGAGAGUUUUGCUGGGCUUUCUCUGGACCCGACUGCUGCUUCGGCAUCGCGAUCGGCGGCGGGCCUCGCUGCAGCGGCCCAGCCGGCCCAGCCUCCUACGACGGUCACGUGGAACGAGUCGGCGAGGGUUCAAGGGGAUGGUACACCAGGUAGGUUCACCCUUUGCUGACACACUCCCCCCAUCUUGAUGGAACGCUGACCCUAGAUCCUGCUUUUACCUCCCAGCUCUACCCCAAACCCCGAUCACAAACUUCGGCCAGCUGCCCAUGACUUCCCUACCGACUCCCGACAUUGAGGAUCUACCCAUGGGUACCGGCCCUUCCUCGUUCGAUCUCGACGAACAUCGUAUCUACGUCGCUUCGCUCGAUUCACCUCCACCUUCCCCUAACCUUUCCCCUCUAACCCACGAGACCGAGACCGAAGCCCACACCGAUUUGACGAACCUAACGAUCCCCACAACGAUGCUCAAACAUCUCCCACCACCCCUCCCACUCGACGUCAUCAAAUCCCUCGAAGCGGCCGACAAGGGUGCCGAGCGAGGAGCAGCGCAAGCUCUGGUUCUGUACCAACCCCUGAAGUGGACGCCUCAAGAGAGGGAACAACAAUUGGAAGAGUUUCGUCGCGAGCAGGCGAAGCAGGAGAGGUAUGAUGAUGCUGAUGGUGUGGAUCUCGAUUCAGUCGAGGGGGCGGAAGGGAAUGGGAUGGAGAUUGACUGA